Knipowitschia caucasica is the source of this 489-nucleotide messenger RNA. The record is from the annotation of a GenBank genome assembly. NCBI's taxonomy places the organism in Eukaryota, Metazoa, Chordata, Actinopteri, Gobiiformes, Gobiidae.
AUGAAAACCACAGGCACUCGACUCCCAGAGAAGGGUGCUACCACUGGCAGCAUCAUCGGCGCAAUCAUCGGAGUGAUCAUUUUAUUGGCCAUCAUCGGAACAGCCAUCGCCAUGUACCGCAAGCACCGUGGCAAAAUCAACGGCGAUGGUCCCCCCAAGUACAAGCCCCCCCCACCCAACAAGAACAACAGCACUGCUAACAGGGAAAUGACCAUCAUCAGACAGGAGCCGCCGGCUGAGACGAGACCUCUUCAGAAUGACUUCACCAGGAUUCAGAACACUGAGCCUGUUACGGACCUUGACGCGCAUUACGAUGACGAAGACGUGGAUGAAAGUCGCGAGCACUACUACUCCGCGGCCCCCUCCGGCUGGGACGACCCGGGAAACGCUGAGGUGCCCCCCCCUUACAAGCAGACAGGCGGGGAGGAGGACUACAGACCCAACGUGAACCGUGCAGAGAGCUUUAUAUCCCCCGCCAUGUUUGUGUGA